UGAAAUUAUUUGAUUUUUCCAAACAUAUAUGUCAACUUGCUCUAGUACUUCACCUCCCAAACGACAACACUUGGCUGGUUGCAGGCCAAUUGCAACCACUAUCAGCUGUCAGUUGUCACCAACCCACCCACGUCUGGUGGUUGAUUUGGUUCGCGACAAGUGUCAACAUUGCCGAUGGGAAGAUUUGUUGACUAAAGCCAAUAUGUCGCGCGAUAUUUUCUCUAAACAUUUGCCGAAUGUUAAAUUGGCAACCAGAUUCGAUGCAGAUGGCAAUGAAAUCCAGGUGGAGCGUCGAGAGGAUGAGGAGGAAAACACCAAGCGCAAGGAGAUUUUCGAUAUCCUGGUGGCGGCCGGGUACUAUCGGGCCUUGAUCAAAGGACUGUCGGAUUUUGAUAAAAUCGUCGGGGGAAUGACCUGGUGCAUCGAAGCCUGCGAUUUUGAUGUGAAUGUCGAUUUGUUGUUUCACGAGAAUCUCACAAUUGGACAGAAAAUAGCUCUUACUGAGAAAAUUGUAAUUGUCCUUCCAAAAAUGAAAUGUCCCUAUCAACUGGAACCACAUCAAAUUCAAGGUUUGGACUUCAUCAAUAUAUAUCCUGUGAUACAAUGGCUUGUAAAGCGUUCUGCAGAGAACCGCGCCGAAAAAUGUGAAAAGCUCAAGGCAUUUGCCGUGUCGCAAUUUCACAAUCACUUUCAAUUUAAAACUGAUCGAGAGAAUUUGGAGAAAUUGCAAAAUGCUUACGAUAAUAUAAAGCGAGUGCAGAACAUAUAUAGCCCCCAUCGUCAGUACAAACGAAAAGAUGCUGGCAAUGAAGACGAACGCACCCGAAUCCGUAUCACUCUUCUGGAAUAUGGAAAUAAAGGACAUUCACAGAGUGCAACCUCCACAACCUCUCUAUCUAAAAAUUCAUCAUCUCAACGAUCCGAUGAUUCAUCCGGCAGCGGGACUACUGGCGAAAAUGAGGAUGAGUUAUUCGAGAAGGAGAUUGAUGUUGACCAGCUGCUUAAAAAUCUUUACGUUGCUAACGAGGAAAAUUCAUCGAUUCAACCUUGCCUCAGUGAUAGGGAAAAAUCGGCUCUAAUCAAACACUACGCAGAUCUAAAGUCUGAGCUUGAAAUAGACACAAAGGAACUUUCGGAACAGAGCAAAAUUAAAUCCCUGCAAGCCACGCGUGCUGUCCUUGAAAAGAAAAUGACACGUGUUAAGGCAGAAAAUCAAGAAUUUAUCUCGGAGUUGGAUAAAAUGAAGGCGAUGCUUGAAGAACAGAAGAAAGUUGAGGACGGUUUGAGGAAAGAGAUUAAAGAUUUUGAGAAACGAGAAAUCUCCGCGGAUAAGAAGGUCCUGGAGAAGAUACAACAAUUGGUUGUUGAAAAUGAACAAUUGAAACAAGAGGAAGUCAAAUACAAGGAACAGUGUCGUGAAGAGUUGGCCAAAUUACAACAAGAGAUAAAGGAAGCAGAAGAGUUCAAUCCGGAAAAUGGAAUAAUAGAAGGCAAAGAACUGCUGGAGAAAGAAAAGGAACGCCUACAACAUUUACGGCUGCAGUUAGCAAAGCGGAAUCGUGCCAUUGUCUCGAUCCAGCGGCAGUUGGACAACAUUCCAGAUCGUACAGAGCUCGCUCAAUACCAGAGAAGGUUCCUAGAACUUUACAAUCAAGUUAGUGCGAAGCAUCGAGAAACGAAGCAAUUCUACACGCUCUACAACACCCUAGACGACACCAAACUGUACUUGGAGAAGGAGCUCUCACUGUUGAAUUCAAUUUACGAAAACUACAACGAAGGCAUGCACAACCCUCACUCGCGCGACCAAUUCAUCAAACAGUUCGAGGCAAUCGUGGAAGGCGUGAAGCAAACCAAGAUCAAGGUCCGGAUGAAGUGCGAGGACGAGAAGGCCAAGCGGGACGGCCUCAACGCUCAGUUGAUGUGUUUGGUGGAGCAGCAGCGCAAGUACGCGGCAGCCGUCAAGCAACUGACCAAGGAGUGCCAAAAGAACGAAGCCUUGCAACUCCACUUGAAGUCGAUCAAAUCGUAAACGGGACUCGCGAACCUCAGUUCGAGCCAAGAAGGAAAAAGUCUGCUUUACUCUUAGAGAACUUUCGUCGAGAUAGGACCAGUAGGGAUAAAUAUGUGUUAACUUCUAAGUAGGGCGGAACAGCUCCUAAUUAAAGCCUAGCGUCGGAUUCAAACGCA
Messenger RNA from Hermetia illucens (black soldier fly), 2187 nucleotides. It is a transcript of the gene fidipidine, whose product is annotated as coiled-coil domain-containing protein 93. Gene Ontology annotation, biological process: Golgi to plasma membrane transport. The transcript has 10 exons. NCBI's taxonomy places the organism in Eukaryota, Metazoa, Arthropoda, Insecta, Diptera, Stratiomyidae. The record is from RefSeq and is a predicted model, not a curated record. Bases 29 to 2029 code for a protein of 666 amino acids.